Molecule: messenger RNA, 4890 nt
Organism: Monodelphis domestica (gray short-tailed opossum)
Lineage: Eukaryota; Metazoa; Chordata; Mammalia; Didelphimorphia; Didelphidae
Gene: WDR37
Product: WD repeat domain 37
Molecular function (GO): protein binding
Source: RefSeq, a predicted model, not a curated record
AGAUGACUCAUCUUCUGCAGAUAAGCUGAAAUAUUAAUAGUUCUAUCUCCAUAAGGCCUCUAUGCAGCCAAAUCACAGUACACCUACUCAUCUCUAUCAUUGGUGAGAUUCAUGGAAAAGAAACCCUUUCAAAACAGCUUGGAUCUUAAGCUUUGGAAACUGAUUAAAUAGCUAUGAACAGUUCAGUUGAACCUGAAUCUUAAAGAAGUCUCUUCCCCCUCCCUUUUCCUCCCCCCCCCCCCCCCCCACUUUCCUCUAAACAGUUCUUCCCGGAUUGAGAGCAUUUUUUUUAGACAGAUGGACUUGAAACCUGAUUGAUCUUGGAACAUCACUUGAAAAGUCACUGCACGUAUUGCAGGAGAAACCAGGACAUUAUUUUCUAGAAGUAAUGCCCACAGAAAGUGGAAGUUGUGCAACUGCUCGCCAGGCAAAGCAGAAACGCAAAUCACAUAGUCUUUCUAUACGACGAACUAACAGUUCAGAACAAGAAAGGACAGGACUGCCAAGAGAAAUGUUGGAAGGACAAGAUUCUAAACUCCCUUCUUCAGUUCGGAACACUCUUCUUGAACUUUUUGGUCAAAUAGAAAGAGAAUUUGAAAAUCUUUAUAUUGAAAAUUUGGAAUUGCGUAGAGAAAUUGAUACUCUGAAUGAGCGUCUUGCUGCUGAAGGACAAACGAUUGAUGGGGCAGAACUGAGUAAGGGUCAGUUGAAAACAAAAGCCAGUCAUAGUACCAGUCAGCUUUCUCAGAAAUUAAAGACCACUUACAAAGCUUCUACUAGCAAGAUUGUUUCCAGUUUUAAGACUACAACAUCAAGGGCAAUUUGCCAACUAGUGAAGGAAUAUGUUGGCCACAGGGAUGGAAUCUGGGAUGUGAGUGUUACAAGGACACAGCCGGUGGUGUUGGGGACUGCUUCUGCUGAUCACACAGCUUUAUUAUGGAGCAUAGAAACCGGGAAGUGCCUCGUCAAGUAUGCAGGUCAUGUUGGGUCAGUAAAUUCCAUAAAAUUUCAUCCUUCUGAGCAGGUUGCUCUUACUGCAUCUGGAGAUCAAACAGCGCAUAUCUGGAGAUAUAUGAUACAGUUACCAACACCACAGCCUACUACAGAUACUAGUCAACAAAUGUCUGGAGAGGAUGAAGUAGAAUUUUCAGAUAAAGAUGAUGCAGAUGGAGAUGGAGAGGGUUCCAGUGAUUGCCCUACCAUUAGGGUUCCCAUAACAACACUUAAAAGCCAUCAAGGAGUGGUAAUAGCAGCUGAUUGGUUGGUUGGAGGGAAGCAAGCAGUAACAGCCUCAUGGGAUAGAACAGCAAACCUCUAUGAUGUUGAGACAUCUGAACUUGUUCAUUCUUUAACAGGGCAUGAUCAAGAGUUAACACAUUGUUGUACACAUCCCACCCAGAGACUUGUUGUGACAUCAUCUCGUGAUACAACCUUUCGCCUUUGGGAUUUCAGAGAUCCUUCAAUCCAUUCUGUGAAUGUCUUUCAAGGUCACACAGACACUGUGACAUCUGCUGUUUUUACUGUGGGGGACAAUGUUGUUUCAGGCAGUGAUGACCGUACUGUAAAAGUUUGGGAUUUAAAAAAUAUGAGAUCCCCAAUUGCAACUAUCCGUACAGACUCUGCCAUAAACAGGAUUAAUGUAUGUGUUGGUCAAAAAAUCAUUGCUCUUCCACAUGACAACCGGCAAGUUAGAUUAUUUGACAUGUCAGGAGUACGAUUAGCAAGGCUCCCCCGAAGUAACAGACAGGGUCACAGAAGAAUGGUGUGCUGCUCAGCUUGGAGUGAAGAUCAUCCAAUAUGUAACCUAUUUACUUGUGGGUUUGAUCGCCAGGCCAUUGGUUGGAACAUCAACAUCCCUGCUUUGCUACAAGAAAAAUAAGAUCCGUGGAUUCUCAACAAUUUUUUUUUGCCAUAGACUUUUAAUUCGUGCAGAUAUUUCUGCAUUUUUGGUCUGCCAUUAUUGUGAGAAUUUAACCCUAAAAAGAGGGCUUUGUAAAUGUUGUUUCCACAUUGUGCCCAGUUUGCAUGAAAUGAACAGAAAAUGUGUGAUCAUUUUUCUUCCCCUUAUUUCUGUCUUGUGUGUGACCAUUUAUAUACUGGCAUCUAUUGGUCAUUAGAAAUGAAGUUCACUUCCCACAGAGCACAUAAAAUGCUCAUGAAUUAUUCCACAUUUGAUACACAAACAGUAGGGCAUUACGUUUCUGCGAAUUCAAUGUGAAAUCCAUAUACUUGUGAGAUAGUCUAUUACAUUUACAGAAAAAUCAUAAAUAUCUACCAUGUUUUGAAAAGAUUGGAGGCCUGCGUUUGAGUUGCUGUGAAUUUCACUGGUAGUCACACAUUUCACGUUUACUUCUUAUAUGAAGUUUUGACAUGUCGUGCUUCAGUGUAAUUCAGCUUCAGUGCUGUUUGAAUAUAGUUCUGUAAGAAUAGCCUGGAUUUGAGAAGUAUAUGGUUAGCAGCUUCUAGUAGGUAUAGAUUGUUGACUUGCAACAUUUAGAGGGAGUUUCUUUUAAAAAAGAUGUGUUUUCUGCCCUUUUAACAUUAAAUCAUUUCAGUUUCAUAAGAUCUUGCACUAACAAAUUCCAAAAUAUGAUUCUAAUCACUGAAAAAUGUUGAAGCAAAAUUUAAAGCACUUUAGUUUAUAGCUGUGGUUAUAAACAGUUUAUAGAAGUUUCAGAUGACUUAUCCAAUGACUGUGACAUGACCUUUGUAAGAAGGACUUGCUACUUUUUGGUGACCUACCUGAAAACAAAAACUCCUUUUCUGUUCCUCACCUUGAGUUUGCAUCUUUAUAAAUAGGUCCACUUCCCUGGUGGCAUUUGAGAGCCAGCAAUGCGAAUACAUGAGUACUACCUCACAAAUGAAUGUUAUAUUGAAAACUUUGAAUCUCACUGUGGCCUCGUUUAAGCACUUUUGGUUUAUAGCUGGAAUAUUGCAUUAAAAUCAUAAGGGAAGAAGACAAUCACACCAAAUGUAUCUGAAUGGAAACAAUUUACUAUUGGUUUGAUAAGGUUAUAACACAGGAUAUGUAUGCUUGGAAGAUUCUCUUGUUUUCUCAGACUAGUUGCUGAGACUAGAGUUAUUGAAGUACCUAUGAUAUUGCCUAGUGAGCGAUCCUAUUACUCUUGGCUUCUUUGAGAUCAGAAUGUCAUACUAAUAUUAGUAAAUAUUAUUUCUCAUGGGCUUGCAGUCUUGCUUUAAGAGUCUUUUUAGGACACUGCCCCUUACAUUUAUCAAUGUGCCUGUUUGGAGAUAGAUCAUUUGUGGGGAGUUACUGGAUGGUCACAGUGAAAACUAUUGUGGACAGCCACUUUUUUGUUGUUCAUGAUUUUCUCCCUUAUUUUUAGGUGAUUAGCUUGUAAUGAGUAAAAAGAAUGCCACAUUUGUUGACACAAUAAAUAGAAUAGUAGCUGAGCUUUCAGAAUUAGGUCCUAUCACAUUUAGAGUAAUUUUGCAGGGGCUGAUUAACUUAUUCAUUGGUGUACUCACUAGUAGAUGGGGGGAAAAAGAGGGAACCCCAAAAAAGAGUGAGUUUAAAGUUAAAACAGCAAAAGAGUAACAUUGUGUACUGCUAGGGUUUUUUUUUUUUGAUGAGGUGAUAAGCAGGAAAUGUAUUACACUAAGUUUUUCCUGGAAACUCAGAAGGUUCAAAGUGUUUUCAAAUUUGAUUUUUGUAUUAGCUCAAAUACCAUUUGAGAGGUCCAGAAUUAGUUGCCACUAUAGUAAUUAAUAGUGUUCCAGAUUAUGGCACCUGCUUUCUGGAGAAUAUUUUGCCAUAAUGCCUUGAUUCUAUUGAGGUAUUUGCUGUGAUUUAUUUUUACCCAGUAAUGAAUUAGCUUUUGAAAAACUGAUAUUCAAAGUACCAUUUCCUGACCCAUUUGCUGUAUGUUCAAAAGGCCCAAAUAUUAAUUUACUCUUGAAUGCUAAUUAUAAAGAUAGUGUUAUUGAUUUGAUUCCUUUUAAUUUGGAAAUUUCAGAUAUUUUGCAAUCACUGCUGCAAAUAUAAAUAUAUAUGCCUAUUUGUACAUAGACAUAUAUAUUAUACAUAUAUACAUACUUCCAUAGGUACACACAAAUAACUGAUUCAACCUUAAAAACCAAGUUUCAGUUUGGUUUUGUUUAAAGCUUUUGAAGCAUUUUAGAAUACAUGACAUGAAGGCCAUUCAGAUCUAUGCAGACUAGUAUUCAUCACUGCCAGUGGCUGCCUACUUUUAUCACAAACUAGAGGGACCAACCUCUAACCCUCCAGAAAUGACUACACACUCAUUUUCAGUGGGAGUAAAGUAAAUCCCUAAGGUGCUAGAGCUGAGUUCUCAGGAGCAGGCUAAUAUUUACUUUAUUAACUACUGAAUAUCAUCUUUUAAUUUGAUUUUAUAUAAUAGCUAUUUAUGGCCAUAAAUGUUAUUUCCAGCAAGUCAGGUAGGCAGUUGAUGAAAGUGAAUUUUUGAUGGUUAAAAUUGGCAUGUUUGUAGCCACUCCUAGUACCAUUUGAAUAGUGUUUGAAGAGGGAACUAUUUCAUGCUGAAUGUAGACAUGUCCAGAAUUUCAUUUAAUAAUAGAGGAAAAUGUGUUAAGGAAAAAUAUGUAUUAGUGCAGAAUUUUCACAGGAGAUACUUCGUUAGGCAAAGCAAUGGUCUUUUGUGGCUUUCUUUUUCUCUACCAGCGCAUAUCCCUUUUUUAACAGAUUCAAAAUCUGUACAUUUUUUGGAAUCUGAUGUAGAACAUUUGCUGCCUAAAUCUGUGAAUACAAAUUUCUUUUGAAAGAAAUAUGUAUUUGUAAAUGUUGUAUGAAUCUACUUGUUUUUUAUUUACUUUUACUGUGCUGAUUGUUUUUUAAGUGUUGUGUCUUCAUUGAAAUUUGAAAUUCAUUAAAAUGUCCAUGUUUCAUGA